Gadus macrocephalus (Pacific cod) is the source of this 3980-nucleotide messenger RNA. RefSeq names its product synaptotagmin-2 (gene syt2b). Gene Ontology annotation, biological process: cellular response to calcium ion; synaptic vesicle endocytosis; calcium ion-regulated exocytosis of neurotransmitter. The record is from RefSeq and is a predicted model, not a curated record. Gene Ontology annotation, molecular function: calcium-dependent phospholipid binding; calcium ion binding; clathrin binding. Lineage: Eukaryota; Metazoa; Chordata; Actinopteri; Gadiformes; Gadidae. The transcript is spliced from 9 exons. Gene Ontology annotation, cellular component: synaptic vesicle membrane; axon; dense core granule. The coding region runs from base 356 to 1657 and encodes 433 amino acids.
GGGGAGAGCAAGGUGUGUGUGUAAAGAACGCUGGAUAAGAGAGAGAGAGAGAGAGGGGUUGGUUGGAGAAUGAGGCAGUUGGUGUGUUCAGCAGAGGGGUGUGUGUAAGGGAGAGAGAGAAAGGGUGCGAGAGAGAGAGAGCGAGAGAGAGCGUCAGCGAGAGAGAGAGAGAGCGCGAGCGAGCAGCACUGCAGUGAGGAGAAGUGGAGAGGAGACUGCAGUCUGAGCUGCUGGGAGAGAGCCCUGCCUAUGUUCCCACAGCACUGACCAACCCCACCGCUGGUAUUCCUACUGCAUGGGCCACCUGACCGGGGGCUAUUUCUUUCUGCUGGGAGGCCCCUGCUAGUCUCUGACCAUGAAGUUCAACCUGUUCAAGGCCAAGGCCGAGGCCAUGGCGGCGGCCGACCCCACCGGCGCCACCACCUUGGCGCCGACGGCCACGCCCGCCCUGGCCUCCACGGCGGCCGACCUGUCGGGCUCCAACAACACGGAGAUCAGCAAGAAUGACAUGUUCGAGGAGAUCAAGAGCAAGUUCCUCAACGAGAUCGACAAGAUCCCGCUUCCUCCAUGGGCGCUGAUCGCCAUCGCGGUGGUGGCCGGCCUGCUCAUCCUCACCUGCUGCUUCUGCAUCAUCAAGAAGUGCUGCUGCAAGAAGAAGAAGAACAAGAAGGGCAAGAAGGGCAAGGACGGCUUCAACAUGAAGAACAUGGAGGGUGGUGAGAAACACCAGGACGACGACGAUGACGAGGGAGAGACCGGGCUGACGGAGGAAGAGAAGGAGGAGGAGGAGAAGGAAGAGGAGAAGCUGGGGAAGCUGCAGUACUCCAUCGAGUACGACUUUGAAAACACAAAGCUGACGGUGGGCAUCCUCCAGGCGGCCGACCUGAUCUCCAUGGACUCCGGGGGCACGUCGGACCCCUACGUCAAGGUGUCGCUGCUUCCCGACAAGAAGAAGAAGUACGACACCAAGGUCCACAAGAAGACCCUGAACCCCGUCUUCAACGAGACCUUCGUCUUCAAGGUGCCCUACGAGGAGCUGGGAGGGAAGACGGUGUGCAUGUCCGUGUUCGACUACGACCGCUUCUCCAAGCACGACAUCAUCGGAGAGGUGAAGAUCCCCAUGAACACCAUCGACCUGGGCCAGCCCAUCGAGGAGUGGAAGGACCUGGAGAGCGUGGAGAAGGAGGAGCCAGAGAAGCUUGGGGAUAUAUGCAUCUCUCUGCGGUACGUUCCGACUGCCGGUAAACUCACCGUCUGCAUUCUGGAGGCCAAGAACCUGAAGAAGAUGGAUGCCUGUGGACUGUCUGAUCCCUACGUGAAGAUCCAGCUGCUGCAGGGCGGCAAGCGUCUGAAGAAGAAGAAGACGACGGUGAAGAAGAACACGCUGAACCCAUACUACAACGAGUCCUUCAGCUUCGAGAUCCCCCUGGAGCAGAUGCAGAAAAUCCUGGUGGCGGUGACGGUGUUCGACUACGACAAGAUCGGCAAGAACGACGCCAUCGGCAAGAUCUUCGUGGGCAGCAAGGCCACGGGGCUGGGGCUGAAGCACUGGUCUGACAUGCUGUCCAACCCCCGCCGCCCCAUCGCCCAGUGGCACCCUCUGCAGCAGGAGGAGGACAUCGACGGCCAGCUGGCCUCCCUGGCCGCCAAGAAGUAACUAACUUCACCCCCACCCCCCUCAGCCCCUCAUGUACUAACUGAUGAAAGCCCCCCAACCCCCCGAAACCCAAACACCAGACUAAAACCUCGCAUUGCAUGCACCUCAUGAUCUACAUGCGGGUAGCCGCCCCGGCUGCCCCAAGCUUGAUCCGCAGAAACAAAAAGAGAGAGAGACGGUAGAGAGUAUCGGUAGAGAGUAUCGGUAGAGAGUAUCGGUAGAGAUUAUCGGGAGAGAUUAUCGGUAGAGAUUAUCGGUAAAGAUUAUCGGUAGAGAGCAUCGGUAUCAAUUAGGGUUACGUGAACAAACCUGGAACUCAUUUGUUUUUUUUUCAGUUUUGUUUGUCGUUUCGUACCCAGCACCACAUUUGCUUAUACUAUUACAAAAAAUAACGAGUGGCAAUGAAUGUUUGGGUGAUUGGUUUGUGAGCAAUUGUCUUUGAAUGUUGGUUGCGUUUGAGGGUUAUUUUACCAGGCUUAUUUUUUUAAAGUGCUGGCACUCAGUGAAAAGGUUAGUGGAGAAGCGAUCCAGCUGAUAAAGUGUGGUUUAGUUAGAUGCAUUAUGCAUGCGUUGCUUAGUCCCUCCUCGACCCUCUCCAUAAAACCAUGCGCAGUAUUGUAUCCCUGCUAUUAUGUGUGCUUUAACUUUGAAUAAAAAGUACUCUCGUACAGGGCUUAUCUCGCAUAGAAAUCUAUUUAGGUUGUCAAAUGCAAACGCAAGUUUGGAUGGUGGCAACUGCAAAAAAACAACUGCAAAAAAUACUGAAAUGUCUAUUUGUUUUUAGUUUUUUAUGAACUGUUGAGACGAUUGCCGCGGUUUUGUCAUUUGUGUCGUGGUCACGCCAGAGACGGAGCACGUGUGUGUCUCGCUCUUACUUUAUUAGGAUUCAAUCACCAAAUGUGAUCCUGUGAUACACAGCUCACACCAUGGCCACCUGCAUGGAGAUUCUGUGCCUGUGUGUGUGUGUGUGUGUUUGCCUGUGUGUGUGUGUGUGUGUGUUGGUGUGUGUUGUCAGAGACACACACACUCUGAAGGGAGGAGUAUAGGGUGCCUUGCCCGGGUUGGACAUUUUGACACUGUUUGCUACGUGGCGGUCGACUCGAGGACUUGAGGACUUUUCUACUCGGUAAGUUAUCAGGAACGCUGUGAAUGUGUGUGGAGUUUCCUUUGACCACUUAGGAUGUAACACCUUACUUAUCCAUGGACAAAGCAAAGGGAAAGUAAGAAGGGUGUGCCCAUGUUUCUCAAACAACUAUGCCUCUGUUGAAUGUUUACGGUCGAAAGUAAUGCUGUUCAAAUGCUUUUUUUUUUUUUUUUUUGGGGGGCGCCUGUCGACCACUUAUAUUUGAUCGUAUGUGUAUGUUGUUCAUAUCAGUAUUUUCAAAAUGAAUCGAUGAUGUAUCGAUUUUACCUAGAGGAGGUCGGGUUGCACCAUUGCCAACCGGCGUAACGGUUAGGUUGGACUUAGAACGCCAACCAGGCGUAGGUACGACCAGGCUGACGCCCAGUUGGUGCAACCGGCCCCCAGAGCUCUGCAAUCACGCCUGCGACCGUACCAUGUGUUUGCUUCUGUGCGUUGAGUUCCCCCAGCCACCGUGUGAAACCUUUUGUACAGUAAAUGUAGGACCAUUUGCCCGAGACAAAUGGACAAAGCUAAACCCAGCAUGUAUCAUGCAUCACGAAUACUCUUUUCUUUCCCUCUUUAGUCCCAUACUGCGUGUAUACCUAUCUAAAAAAACCAAAGUACUGCAGCGACACAGUGGUAUUUUUGCUACCAUUGCUUGUAUGUCCCUGCUUUCUUCAUCGCUGGGCGGAGAAGUCUCCUUGUACCCGGGAGGCGGGUUUAGAGGGAAAGGAUCUCCCCUUGUUUCCUGGGAGGAGGGUUUAUAGGACAGGAUGUCCCCUUGUUCCUGGGAGGAGGGUUUAUAGGACAGGAUGUCCCCUCUAUCCAAGGAGGAGGGUUCGAAGGAAAGGAUCUCCCCUCAUUUCCUUGGAAGAGGGUUUAUAGGACCGGAUGUCCCCUUGUUUCCGGGAGGAGGGUUUAGAGGACAGGAUGUCCCCUCUAUCCAAGGAGGAAAGUUUAGAGGAAAGGGUUUCCCAGACGACCGCAGAGCCGUCGCCUGACUUCCACGCUGUCUUCCCCGCUGUCGACAUAAUGCAUUGCGCAGACUUGGUUGAGAUCAACGCAUGCGUCCGCCACAAGUGUUGUACAUAGCAACGGCAUGUUUUAAAUAGUAAGCAUUCGAUUAAAAAUUGUGUAUGAGUGUGUGUGUGUUUACCUUCCAUGUCAUUUUGAUAAUAAAACUCAAGGAGAAAAAAAGAA